Molecule: messenger RNA, 1981 nt
Organism: Monascus purpureus
Lineage: Eukaryota; Fungi; Ascomycota; Eurotiomycetes; Eurotiales; Aspergillaceae
Source: the annotation of a GenBank genome assembly
ACAGCGUGCGGUUGAAGAAGGCGUUGGAGCUUGCUUGGUGUCUGCGGGUGAUCUGCCACCUGCGCCCGGUCCUUCAGCCUAUCCCCCGCAUUCCUCUCUUCUUUUCUUCAUCGUCUUCAUCGUCGCCAUCACCACUGUACCCUCUCCACUCCCAUUCCUCGUCGGUUUCUGCCAGAGACAUCCACUGUGAACGACACUCAGACGAUUCUACGGAGCCCUUCCAGCAGUCAGAGCGGAACACGCCCAUCCAGAUAUCCUUUCGUCCGAUUAUCGCCGAUGCCGCUAGUGUUCUUCACCUGAUGAUUGUUGGUUACUGGGAUCAAAGGAUCAGGGCUUCGAGUGACGGUUCUUCUAUAACACAAGAUAUACUCGGCGUACAGCACGGAAAACAUGAACUUGGAGGAAUUCCUCGAGGUGGAGUCGCCGCAUGUCGACGGCAGUGAACCCGUCGACCUCCGCGCGCUGGACUACGUUGCCGGCUACGACGACCAUCUAAUGUGUCCCAUCUGCCACUGCCCCUUUGUCUGUCCAGUACGACUCCAAUGCGACCAUGUGUUCUGUCAGUCCUGUCUGAAUACCGCCAUCACCACUAUAGGAGCUAGUCCAGAUGAUUUUAAAUGCCCCAAUUGUCGGGCACCCGCCAGGGAGAUUGCCUUGACAGUGCCUCGGUUAUUGGUCAACAUGUGCAACGAAAUCGAAGUCAAGUGUCCCUUCUCCACCGAAGGCUGCGACGAGACUAUGCCUAGGGGCCAUGUUCAAACUCACGUCGACAAGUACUGCGGCUAUAGACCCGUGGAUUGCCCGGACCCGGAAUGCAACAGGAAGACGCUGAAGAAGGACCUCCAUCCGGAUAAGAAAUGCAUGCACAAGCUCCAUAGAUGUCCCAAUUGUGGUGAAGAAGUCAUGGAGCAAGAUCUUGAACAACAUUCUAAUGAGCUCUGUCCAAGUCUGGAGACAGAAUGUCGAUAUUGUCAGAUUACAGUCGUCCGGAGGGAGUUGGACGAGCAUGUGGGCGCAUGUACAAAGGCCAUCCUUCCCUGUGCGGCUUCCAAGUAUGGUUGCCCGGUUAAGGUCAAGAGAACAGACCUUAGAUCGCACGAGACUAGUUGUCCCUUGACUGCUCUGGGGCCUUACCUUGAGGCUCAGACUUCUCGGAUAGAUUCCCUCGAAUUAACUGUCCGGCACCUUCAACAACGGAAUGAGGUCUUUGAGGAUGCAUUCGCCAGCAUCCGUUCGACAUUGUUUGAAGCUUCCCCCGGACGCAGCCGCAGUAGUCGUUCAUUUAACCCAUCCUCCGAGAAUAACCAGCCUACCCCGCCUCCCGAAUCUCCCACAGAAAACCUGUCGAAUCUGCAUUCUGCGAAUGCCGAUGCCAAUGCCACAACGUACCUCCUAUCCCUUCACGAAUCGCUUCGCGAAGAGGUUGCACAGCUAUCCCGUGCCAUCACAGACCUGGACGCACGCGCAAGCAUGACAAUCAUGAAUGAAUGCCUCCGCAUCAAUGAGGACAUGGCGCAUACCAAUGCCGCCCUGAACAGUAUCCGGAUGCAGAUCCAGUGGCUUAUGAACCCUCGUCUACAUUAUCAGGCACAGAGAACUGCGGAUAUGCCGACAAGUGAUGGCAAUGAAUCAAGGCCUUCACAAAUCAGUUCCCCUGCCCCAGGCCCAAGUAGCGUAGGUGCCCACUCAUUACGGCCUAGACGGCUGAGCGAUACGGGGAGGGAGGGCACGAAACUUUGAAUUUCCUUUUUUUAUUUUUUCGUCUUCUAUGGUAUACGGAGUUUAUCUUGGUGAUAUUUUCGUUGAAAUGGGAAUUAUAGAGGGUAGGUAUGAGGUGGGCAGGGCACGGGUAUAUAUUUACUGGAUCGAGCGUUUGAAGAGACGGCGUUUGUAUUUCUUGAACAUUAUCCGAGUGGGAAUUGGUUUAGAGUAUAGGUAGUAUAGAGUAUAGUCACAUAUAAAUAAUGGAUGGAUUCUGCAU